AUGAAGAGCCUGGAUGAGGCUGCUGGGAGUGAAAUCAUCGGAGAGAACAACAACAGGGAGCGAGAAAGUAAAUCAGAAACAUCAUAUAAGAGUCCGCUCCUUGCUGAUCGAUGGAAACCAUGCCGACGGUCCCGCGCUACAAUCAAAGAGUGGCUGUUGAAGCUGAGGUGUUGUCUGGGAGCAGUGUGUGGGAUAGAGUGGUAUGGCUACGCUGCUCUAGGGGUUUUCACUGCCAUCCUCAGCUUUCUGAUGGACCUCAGCGUGACAAAACUGCUGACAGCUCACCGGGGGCUUUACAUGAAGCUGGAGGGCAACAGUCUGCUGCAGUUCUUCUGCUGGACUCUUUACCCAGCAUGCCUCUGUGCUGUCGCAUCGUCGUUUUCCCACAACAUCUGUCCCUUCUCCACAGGCUCGGGGAUACCUGAGGUGAGGACCAUGCUGGCUGGCUUCAAAAUGCCUCACUACUUGUCUCUCACUAACAUGUCUACCAAGUUCCUGGGCCUUAUCUGCACACUGGCAGCCGGCAGCACUGUUUUCCUGGGCAAAGUGGGUCCAUUUGUGCAUCUCUCCGCUAUGAUUGGAGCCUACCUGAGCAACCUCUGCAAUCUCAUACAAGCCAAUAACAAGGAAAAAGCUGGUGGAGAAAUGCUGGUUGUAGCUGCUGCAGUGGGUGUAGCCAGCUGCUUUGGAGCCCCCAUUACCGGUGUGUUGUUCAGUGUGGAGGUGAUGUGUUCUCACUUCGCCCUGAGGCAUUACUACCCGUGUUUCUUCUCCGCCGCCUGCGGGGCGCUGACCUUCCGCCUAUUCUCCGUGUGGAGUGGAGAUGAAGAGACUCCUCAGGCAUUGUUUAAAACGAAUUUCCCCGCUGCUGUUCCCUUCUACUCGCUGGAGAUUCUACUAUUUGCCUUUCUUGGGCUGCUGUGUGGAGCUGUGAGCUGCUGCUACCUCGCCUGCCAUCGGUGGAUGCUGCAAUUCACUAAAACAAACCCAAUGUUCAACAAGAUGCUGACCACAGAGAAGGGUCUAUACUCAGGCAUGGUGGCUUUCCUCCUGGCAUCUCUGACAUUCCCCCACUCUGUUGGUCAAUAUAUGGCUUCUAAGCACACCAUGAAGCAGCUCCUGACCUCCUUACUGGACAGCAGGCAGUGGAGCUCUCAAUCCAACAAUGCAUCUCUUCACCUGGGGCCCGAGGCUUUGUUGGAGUGGAGCUCGUCAGGGAGUCCUGUCUUCCUACCUCUGGCUGUCUUUCUGCUAAUGAAGAUGUGGAUGUUGGUCCUUGCCUGCACCCUGCCUCUGCCAGCUGGAUACUUCAUGCCAGUGUUUGUCUACGGGGCGGCUUUGGGUCGUUUUCUUGGAGAAGGAGUAGCUUAUGUGUCUUCCACUGGACUGACUUCAGGCCUGCAGUGGGCUUCUAUAAAUCCUGGUGGUUACGCACUCGCUGGUGCAGCAGCCUUCUCCGGGGCCGUGACACACACCCUGUCCCCGGCCCUCCUGGCUGUAGAGCUAACGGGACAGUUCAGCCAUGCCAUCCCCGUCCUCAUCGCCACUCUGCUGGCCAACGCCCUGGCCCGCUCGGGGAAUCGGCCAUCUUUCUAUGAUGCACUUUCCAUCGGCAAGAGGCUCCCACACCUGCCCUCCCUGAAAAAGGCAUGCCCCCGGCUUCCCUCCACACCAGUGGGACAGGUUUUAGGAGCGAUAUCAGUGACGCUUCAGAAAGCUGCUGGGCCGGUGGAGGUCAAGCUGGCUGUCAACACCAGCACUGACUCACAAAUCCCUGUGGUGGACUCACAUGAGUCGCAGAUUAUUCUGGGAUUUGUUCUUCGUGCAGAGCUGCUGAUGUUCCUGCGUCACUGCGAGAGCGAGGCUCUGGAGAAACAUCUGGAUGAGGUCUGCUGCAUACACCCGACCUCUGUUCUGUUAUCACCUCACAACACUGUUCAAGAGGCCCACAGUAUCCUGAGUCUGGUUGGAGCUCAGACCUUGUUUGUCGCAGACAGGGGAAGGCUGCUCGGGCUGAUCACCUGGCCAGAGAUGAAGAGGAUAUUAGAAGACUUGGCAAAAGAAAUCUAAGCGACACACAAGAAAUAAGCUCAUCCCUUGACCUUUUAAGUAAACAUGAAACCAUCUCAGUCUUGAUCAGCUGCAAUAUAAACCUGGCUCUGGUUAUGACAUCAGUUCUUUAAUAUCCUAGAUUAAAAAUAU
This is a messenger RNA of Trematomus bernacchii (emerald rockcod), 2202 nucleotides long. It is a transcript of the gene clcnk, whose product is annotated as chloride channel K. Gene Ontology annotation, molecular function: voltage-gated chloride channel activity. The transcript is spliced from 19 exons. The coding region runs from base 1 to 2070 and encodes 689 amino acids. NCBI's taxonomy places the organism in Eukaryota, Metazoa, Chordata, Actinopteri, Perciformes, Nototheniidae. Gene Ontology annotation, biological process: chloride transport; transmembrane transport. Gene Ontology annotation, cellular component: membrane. The record is from RefSeq and is a predicted model, not a curated record.